AUGAUACCUUUUAGUUAAAGCAUUAACCAACCUUCCUCCACCGGGGGAGGGGGGAAUUAAAAAAGAAACAGCUUUAUUUGAUGUGGCAACCUCUAAUAACAACAACAACAACAACAACAACUGGGACUGGAUGAAAUGGAAGUUCUUCGGCCUACACUAAUCAAUAUUGAUGGACGGAUUUACCGCAAAAAUCAUAUCAAAGAGCAGGUGUACCAGAAUGAGGAAGAGGACGACUUUACUUAUCCCGGAGUUAUAGACUGUAUGGAUGAGCCUUGUGAUUCUGUACUUAUAGAGCAGACAGAUCGGGGCUAUCGAUGCUCCAUGGCUGUGCCUAGUGCUCUAUACAAAUACAUAAUUGGGAAGAAAGGGGAGACCAAACGGAGACUGGAGAAUGAAACACGAACUUCCAUAACCAUUCCUAAACCUGGAAUAGAGGGAGAGAUUGUCAUCGCUGGACAGCAGCGAGCGGGUGUUGCAUCAGCACAGACCAGAAUUGAAGUGAUGUUGGAGAGCUUCCGCAGAAAGCAACCCUUCACUCAUUUCCUGUCUUUUGCCAUUAAUCAACCCAACAUUCAGGAACAGUUUUUGAAAUUUAGAGAGCGUGUGUUGGAUGAGUGCUCCCAGGAUCGUGGGAUUGACAGCAGUAUUUUCCAGAACCCAGCAAAGCUCCACCUGACGAUCGGAACACUCAUCCUACUUAAUGAGCACGAGGUCACCAAAGCUGCUGAAUUGCUGCAGAAAUGCAAGGAAGACUUCAUCAACAACCUUACUGGUGGAAAGCCACUCCUGGUGAGAAUGGAAGGGAUCGAAUACAUGAAUGAUGAUCCAAGUAUGGUAGAUGUACUUUAUGGAAAGAUUCAAAUGAAGAAUGGAACAGACGUAUUGCAGCUGAUUGCAGAUGGACUGUUGGAGCGAUUCGUUGCUUCUGGACUGAUGGAGAAGGAAUGGGACAGGGUAAAGCUUCAUGCUACUUUGAUGAACACUCUUUUCAGAAGGGACCCAACAGUGGAAGGUCGAACCAGUGGUGCUCUGGGGAAGCAGAACAUGCGUGAAAGGGAGUCCUUUGGUGCAAGAAACGUGUUGAAGAAGUUUGAAAAUUACCAUUUUGGUGACGUGGAGUUGAAUGCUGUGCACAUCUCCCAGAGGUUCUCCACCGAUAGUUCGGGAUUCUAUGCUUCUUCUGGUGCCAUUGACUUCUCAUAAGGAAUUGGAAGUGUUGGAUGACAGGUCUCCAGCAUAAUGUCCCCCCGCCAGAUGAGUUUUGCUACACAACUUGAACAGACAGUGAGACAAACUCACUGGCUCAGUCACUGUUGGCCCAUCUCGUUCUCAUCAGGGUUACUUUUUCUGGAGUUAAGGUGUAACCUCACAAGAACCUGCUACUGGAACCGUGGUGCCUGGAGAUGAAGACCUGUUUUCACAUCGUAAGCCCCUUGCAUUUUUUAAAAAGUCAUCCCAGACUUUCACAGUAAAAUAUUUGCAGGAUAAGUUCCUGCUGAAUGCUUAUUGGUUCAGGGUGACGUGUCCAUGUUAAAAAUGGUCCAUUUUCCAGUUUGCUCAAAUCAACUUGCAGUUCAAGUAUAAUGUGGUCAAAAGUAAAGGCUCAUUUAGAGUACUGCACCUCAAGAGAAUACCUUCAUGCUGCAUCAGUUUGACAUUUUAUUUUCCAUACCCUGCCUUAGUCAUUCUAUGCUCCCUGAGUCAGGUUGUCUUUUCAUUUUCAAUUUGGACUAUAUUUUGUGGAUGCCCCUUUGGGGCCAGCAGCCCAGGGAAGGUGUUUUUAAGGUCAUUGUCCGUCCACACUGCUCUCAGAACCAAAAUGCAGAAACCAGAGUGGUGUUCCUGUUUAACCUGAUCCCCUGAUUGCUAUAAGCGUCUGUCUGUCUAUCUGUGGAAUGGUUGGAGCAGGUACUUUGUCGCAUUAUGUUGUGAUAAGGUAAUAGUGGAGCUUGGCAGAUGUGGAUAUCGUGUAGCAAAUAAAUCAUUGCAGACAAGCAAAGCCUAACCUAA
Messenger RNA from Hemiscyllium ocellatum (epaulette shark), 2010 nucleotides. It is a transcript of the gene ascc1, whose product is annotated as activating signal cointegrator 1 complex subunit 1. Gene Ontology annotation, molecular function: RNA binding. Gene Ontology annotation, cellular component: nucleus. The record is from RefSeq and is a predicted model, not a curated record. Lineage: Eukaryota; Metazoa; Chordata; Chondrichthyes; Orectolobiformes; Hemiscylliidae. The transcript has 10 exons. Gene Ontology annotation, biological process: regulation of DNA-templated transcription; DNA alkylation repair. The coding region runs from base 136 to 1203 and encodes 355 amino acids.